AUGAAUUAUGAGAGUCACCUAAGCGAUAGUUUGAUAGAAGAAAAUGAAUAAAAUGUGUAAUUACCUAAUUUUCUAUUUGAAUCAGGCAGAAGUAUGUUAAUAAAAAAAAAUCAGAUCAAAUUAAUUCUAUCGGUCAUCAAAUAUGUUUUUGGAAUGUUAUUAGUAAGAACAUCUAUAUUCUCAGAUCAUUUUGAAAUUUAUACUUAUUAGGGAUGAAAAUAAUAUCUCCUAAUAAGAGUUUGUAUAUAAUCUUUAAUACAUUGAAAUAUGGCUUUAUAUAACAGGUAUAGAUUUCCUUCACGUUAGUUAUUCAUAGCUUUAUAGUCAUGAUUUAAUAUAGAGUGAUUUAAAAAUAUUUAAAUAAAUACUCCAUAAUAUUACCAUUAGCUAUAGAGAUGGAGCUAAUUAAUAUUAUUAAUAUUGAAUAAGGAUUGGAUUAAUAACAACGAUAGUAGUAAAUUUAAGAAUAAAAUGAUUACUAAAAUCAAUAAUUAAUUGGUAGGCUCUUACUUUUUGAUUAAAGAAAUAUAUUUGUCUCAAAAUUAAGUUAGGAACUUUAUGUACUUAAAAAUAUAUAUAAUUAGGAAAAAUUGUUGGAUAAAUUUAAGUGUUUGAAAAUUUUAAAUAAAUUCAUGGUCCUCGCAUUCUUUUUCAUUGAAUUAUUUGCCUUGAUAAUCCUUUUCGAUAGCCAUAGCAUAUUGAUUGUGGAUAGGCGAUUUUAUUAUCUAUGCAUCGUUUAUAUGAUUUUAGUACUCUUUCAAAUUGAUUUAGGUGGUAAUAUUCGGAUUAAACUAAUAUUUUUCAACAUUUACUUUGGCAUUCCUAUGGAUUGUAUUUUUCCCUGUUUUCAUAUCAUACGAAAUUUACAUGUGGUUCAAAAAAAGGAAGGAGAAAAAGAUAGAAAAAAAGAAAAUUUUGGAUACUUUUGAGGAGAUCUUGUUAGAUUAGAAAUAGCAUCAAUUAGAAAGUAUUAAAAAAAAAUAUCAAAUAAGAUAACGAUUGUGCCAUUUGUAUGCAAAGUUUUUAAGCCAAGGAUUAAGUAAUCAUAUUAUCUUGUUCAGAUAAGCAUGUAUUUCAUACGGAUUGCAUAGUUGACUGGUUAAAACUAAAUACUAAUUGUCCUCUAUGUAGAAAAUAAGUAAUAGAACAAAUUUGA
This is a messenger RNA of Paramecium octaurelia, 1156 nucleotides long. NCBI's taxonomy places the organism in Eukaryota, Ciliophora, Oligohymenophorea, Peniculida, Parameciidae. The record is from the annotation of a GenBank genome assembly.